UUUGACUUGGGCCAUUUCAGACCAACGCUUCAAAAUACCUCCGCUUCUGAGUUUCUGUCUUAAGAUGCAGGUCAUGCCGCUAGGGCCAAAAGGCGCGAUUGAAAGUUGAUGGGUGCAGGUUGCAUUCUCGUUACUUUAGGUUACGCUCCAGGUUGGUGGGUUGUGACUCUUUCCGCACCUAUGUCCAAUUGGCGGUGGGCAUGCUUCGACAGCUCGCCCAGCAUGUUGGCAAGAAUACAUUAAAAUUGGAGUCCUUGUGCUGGGCUGAUCGUUGCCUUUGUGUAUCUCAUGACGUCUCUCAAACUGCCAGUCCCCGUUAACCAAUAAUCAUCUCACCAUCUCUCGCGAUGUUGGAAAAAUGCCGUCCAUGGGUGUUGUUGUAUCACUCAAAGAAUCCCUACUACCAAUAUCAGCAGAUUCCCAACGCUCUCUCAUUUUCGCUUUUUCAACCAUCUAUCAAGUCCCAGUUUUUCCUUGUCAGAUAUCAGAUGCAGAGCUAUGUUAACUAGCCUCUCCCUCAGCGGGGCAUUUCGACCCUACAAUUUUUGCUCCGGUUGAACGGGAAACGAUAGUCGAAUCCCGAGGUUGAGAUAACCCCUCUUUUCUCUCCAUUCAUGGAUGCGAAGACCUUUCCCACGUUCGCGUAUUACCUUGAGUAUUCGUCAGAGUCUGGGUCGGGCCUAGGUUCAGAGAUGUUUUGUUUCCUGCCUUGAGUUUUUACAAUACAAGCCUGUGGCGGUUGACCCGUCAUCGAAGUAGAAAGGGCCAGGGAUUUUAUGUAGGAUUCAUUCUCUUGGCCCUUUCUUUCCUUAACCCAAACCCCCCCACAAGCAUUCCCUGGAAGAUAAAUAUCCCGCCGGAUGGGAUGUUGUGUCAUAUUAUUUCCAUUAUUCGUCAAUCAGAAUGCUCUGACUUGAGACCUUUCCCCCUCCAAGGCAACAAAGACAGAAAUGUCACUCACUUUCGUUGGGACCCUUGUGAUUCUUGUGAUCUCUUUUCGCACAUAGGCUAUAGCCCAGUUCUCCGCGCAUUUGAUGUUAGAGGGAUAUAGAGACCGGAUAGGAUAGAAUGCUUGUUUGGGCGGCGGGUGGCGCGCGGAGUACCUGGAAUGUAACUCUCUUAUGAUAGCAAUUAAGGAUGCCCCUCGUUGCUAAUAAUAAACUAGAGCAAAUACAUGGACAAUGCAUAUAGCAUGCGCCGGGCAGAGACGGACGAAUAUUUGUCAUAUUUACAUUUGCCGCCAAAGAACGUUCUCGUUGCUUCUGUGAAGUCGGCGAGUGUUCAGCACAUAUGGCGAGAGUUUAGUGACUCUAAUAAUGUAUGUUUCGCCGUCGAUGGUCUCAAGGAAUGUGGGGUAGGGUAUCUUUCGGCUGGAGGGCCCUCGGAGAAUUUAUAUCGAGAGAUGAGCAUGAUAAACUGGGUCUUGUCCCUGUCUGUUGGGUAGUUAAACUCAAGGACCCCUCCCAGCCGAUAGCCCGUCUAACUCCACCCAUCUUGUAAAGUGAAUAUUUCCGGUUGGGUUUUGGUAGGAGAGCUAUAGAUAGUCUAGUUCAUGCUAAAUGCCAAUAUCAACGUCACCAUUUCUCAAAAACAAGCAACAUCACUCAUUAACCGUAUUUUGAAAUUUACCCUAGAUGCAGACGCAGCCCUCGAUUCCUGACCUCGUCUAAGAUGUCCUCUGUGAUAUAAUUAGUAUGCGUCCCGCCUUCGCCUUUCGGAGCGUGAAGGGAUAUGUAUAUCAGAUAGGCAAAAAGCUCACGUCAACCAGUGGGUCUCCUUUUGGAUUUCAUAUCCGGCGAAUCCAGUAGUAACCAUCUCUGCUUAAUCGAUUAUUUAUCAAUCAGUCCCUAGUGGUGUAGUGGCUAACAUCGCUGUCUUUCACACAGCAGCCCAGGGUUCGAUUCCCUGCUAGGGAGAUGAAAUCGUGUUUCUUUUUAAUGUUUUCUCUAUUUUCUUUUUUCAAUAUUCUCCUUUUUUUUAUUUAUUUGCCCAAAGGUUUCCCGUGCCCUCGUCGUUAUGUCCCUCUUAACUAAAAUUGGGCUCUAAUGGGAUGAAGGAAUCGGCAUUCGGAUUAUCUAUAUUCCAGCCCUGGAUCCUGACUCGGCGGAAGUGUCAAAAAAAAAAGUAUGAAGCAAGUACGGAGACGAGACAUGAGUUUAUUUCUUAUUAUUGUUUUUCAGAAAUUCUUGUUUAAUUCCGGACCAUCUUGAAUGAGGGCCUCCCGAGCUUCGGGUCUUCUGCACACUGGUCGACUUGCAUUCUCAAGCCCCCAACAACACUUCCGCAGCCUGACCCGCUUCUCUCGUUGCCCAACGCGCAUUGCCUUUUCUGCCAACCCCGCCAUCCCUCCAUCCCCCCACACUCACCAACAGUGCCUCUAUCACGGUAAUAACAAUAAUUCCACAGACGCAAUGGGCAAGGAAAAAGUAUCUUUCAACCUGAAAACCCCCAAGGGCACCAAGGACUGGUUUGGCUCCGACGGCCUCCUCCGCGAUCGGAUCUUCAGCACCAUCACCGAAGUUUUCAAGCGCCACGGCGCAACCUCCCUUGAUACCCCCGUCUUCGAGCUGCGCGAUAUCCUCGCGGGCAAAUAUGGCGAAGACUCAAAACUCAUAUACGACCUGCAAGACCAGGGUGGAGAGCUGUGCUCACUCCGCUACGAUCUGACAGUCCCCUUCGCCAGAUGGCUCGCCAUGAACCCCAAUGUGCGCAACAUAAAACGCUACCAUAUCGCCAAGGUAUACCGACGUGACCAGCCGGCUAUGUCCAAGGGCCGCAUGCGCGAGUUUUAUCAGUGUGAUAUCGACUUUGCAGGUGCCAAUUAUGAUCCCAUGGUGCCCGACGCGGAGAUCCUGAGGAUUGCGACUGAGGUGUUUGAGGAGUUGGGAUGGAAGGGGAGGUACACUAUCAAGAUUAACCAUCGCAAGAUUCUGGAUGGGCUCUUCGAGGUCUGCGGUGUGCCGAAGGAGAAGAUACGGACUAUCUCCAGCGCCGUUGAUAAGCUUGACAAGAUGCCAUGGGCGGACGUGCGGCGGGAAAUGGUCGAGGAGAAGGGACUCGAUAGCGCCGUUGCGGAUAAGAUAGAAACAUAUGUGGUCCAGAAAGGCGGGCGGGAGUUGGUAGAGUCACUACUGUCAGACGAAGCGCUCCUCGCAAACCUAUCUGCCAAGACUGGGUUGGAGGAAAUGGCCCUCCUGAUGGACUAUCUCGAAGCAUUCGAUAUUCUGGACAAAAUAUCUUUCGACAUGAGUCUAGCCCGUGGCCUGGAUUACUAUACAGGUGUUAUCUACGAAGUCGUCACAGAAGGAUCAGCACCCCCUGCCGCCCCCUCAGCAGGCGAGGAAGCUCAAAAGAUACAGAAGAAGAGUAAAGGCAAAGCCAAGAAUGAUGAUGACGAUGACCGAUCGAAUGACCCCUCGAUAGGAGUUGGGAGCAUUGCUGCUGGUGGCCGAUAUGACGAGCUUGUUGGUAUGUUCUCAAGCAGGGCACAGAUUCCCUGCGUAGGCAUUUCGUUUGGAGUCGACAGAAUUUUUUCAAUCACCAAGGCGCGAAUGGGAGAGAAUAACCGCCCCAACAAGCUCUGCGACGUUGACGUUUACGUUAUGGCGUUUGGCGGGAAGGGCUUCACCGGCCUACUCAAGGAGAGAAUGGAAGUCGCCAGGAGUCUAUGGGAUGCUGGCCUUAAGGUCGAAUUCUCCUACAAGCGCAAGCCAAAACCCAUCCAACAAUUCGACGCUGCCGAAGCCAACGCGGUGCCCUUCGCUGUCAUUCUUGGCGAGGACGAGCUAGCCGCUGGCCAGGUACGUGUCAAGGAGAUGGGACUGGACAAGGGACACCCGGAAAAGGAUGGCGUAUUGGUUAAUCUAUCGACGUUAGCGGAGGAAGUAAAGGAGCGAUUGGAGCGGAAGAAGACUGCUGCUGCAGCCGCCGCUGCAGCCUCGGCAAUUGAUGCUGAUGAGGCGGGGAUUGUGAAGAAGAUAGAAGAUUUAGAUGUUAAGGGGCAAUAGAGGGGGUUUGUGCUUCUGCCUGUCCGUAGAUGUGGAAUUUGGGAGGGAAGACAGGGAGAAAGCAGAUCGCUCUACGGUGUCACCCCCGCCCCCUGCACCGUUAUUAUUUGCGAGAUAAAUGCAUUUUUGCCUUUCGUUCCCGCUGUGUUUUACUAUUUCGGAUACGUUAAGGUAUAGAUAUGGCCGUAGGUAGUUUUGUCGCCUCUAAGUAGAACUUUAGAAUCGUAGAUCGAUUUCCACAAAGAGAUUGUAAUGUGCCGUAUAAUAAAUAUAUAUACUAUACAAAGGAGAUAAAUCGUUCUAACAGACCGAGAAAACUAUCUUGCCGUUUAGGUUUUAAAACUAAAAAUAAAAUACAAUAUGGUAUAUAUAUCAUUAGGGCUUAUUACCUAGCGAGAGAGUAGAGAAAUAACCCGCAAGAGCAUCUACGCUCCAGCAGCAAUCUUCAUAAUAAAGCCCUUUAGUGAGGGCAAGCGGUCAACCAUGUUCAGCCCGAAGCUCCUACCCCAUGCAACCGGCCCG
Messenger RNA from Blastomyces dermatitidis ER-3, 4529 nucleotides. Its product is annotated as histidyl-tRNA synthetase. Gene Ontology annotation, biological process: histidyl-tRNA aminoacylation; mitochondrial translation. Gene Ontology annotation, cellular component: mitochondrion. The record is from RefSeq and is a predicted model, not a curated record. NCBI's taxonomy places the organism in Eukaryota, Fungi, Ascomycota, Eurotiomycetes, Onygenales, Ajellomycetaceae. Gene Ontology annotation, molecular function: ATP binding; histidine-tRNA ligase activity. The transcript is spliced from 2 exons. The coding region runs from base 2211 to 4007 and encodes 598 amino acids.